This is a messenger RNA of Enterobius vermicularis (human pinworm), 3621 nucleotides long. Lineage: Eukaryota; Metazoa; Nematoda; Chromadorea; Rhabditida; Oxyuridae. The record is from the annotation of a GenBank genome assembly.
AUGUACAUAAAGGAGGUUAACAUCACAGGGUUUCGAAGCUACAGGGAUACUUCAGUUAACGAUUUUUCGCCCCGACACAAUGUUAUUGUAGGGCGUAACGGCAGUGGAAAAAGCAAUUUCUUUUUUGCAAUUCAAUUUGUUUUGUCAGAUGAGUUUGCUCAUCUUAAAACCGAGCAUCGAGAGGGCCUUAUACAUGAAGGAACAGGUGAGCGUGUCAGCACUGCACGAGUGGAAAUUGUUUUUGAUAAUUCCGAUCGUCGCAUCGUUGCUGUUGAGUCUAACGAAGUAAGAGUGAUGCGACAAGUCAGUUUCAAGAAGGAUCAGUAUUUUAUCGACUCCAAGAUGGUCACAAGGAGUGAUGUUGUCAAUUUGAUGGAGUCUGCUGGGUUUUCUCGAUCGAAUCCUUAUCAUAUAGUUAAACAGGGAAAAAUUAAUGAAUUAGCCACAUCUCCUGAUUCGCAUCGUUUGAAGUUAUUAAGAGAGGUCGCUGGGACACGAGUUUACGAUGAGCGCAAGGAGGAAAGUUUGAAAAUACUGCGGGAAACGAAUUCUAAAAGCGAGAAGAUUGAAAACUUACUGGCAUACAUAGAGGAACGCCUUCAAACACUCGAAGGAGAGAAAGAAGAGUUAAAAGAAUAUCAGAAGUCUAUUGAGUAUACGAUAUAUGAUAACGAAGUGAAAGAGGCUAGGAAAAAGUUGGAUAAAUUGGCUGAACAGAGAGAAGAGUUGAGCACACGACAGAGCAAGGUUGCAAGUGAACUUUUAUCCGCCCAGGAUCGGUCUAUGAAUGUUGCUGCUGAGCAACGAAAAUUGGAAGCUCGGUUUAAAGGGUUGAGAGAUGAAAAGGAGGCCUUAUUAGCGGAACAGACGGAACGUGUGGAGAAAAAGACGGAGCUUGAAUUGCGUAUUCGUGAUUUGAGAGAAGAUGUAGAAAAAGAGCGUUCAGGCAGGGAUAAAGCUGAAGAAGUUUUAACAAAGCUAAAAGCCGAUAUAGCUGCGAGACAGGAGGAAUUAAAUGGGAUUACACCAAAAUAUGCUACUGUUGGGGAAGAGAUGGCAAAGCUCAACACAGAUAUACGUAUUAUGGAACAGCGUUAUAAAGAUCUUUGCGCUAAACAAGGUUUUCGGGACCAUUAUAAGACAGUAGAGGAGCGUGAUAAGGCGUUAACUAAGGAAAUUCGCUUUUAUGACAGGCAGCUCAAUGACACGAAGGCUCAGAUUGAAAGUAUUGAAAACAGUUUGCAAGAAGAAGAACAAGAGGAGCAAGAGUUAAAUACUAAAAUCAGGAAACUAGAUUGGCAAGCCGAAGAGUGCGUCGAUCAGCUGUCAAAGUUGAAUCAAGAAAUUACGGAUUUGCGCCAACGUCUUGAUCACGCUACAGUACAACAAGUUGAGGCUGCUCGAGAAGAAAGAAGCGUAAGGGAAGAACUUGAAAACAUUGACAUAGAAAUCUCGCAGGCAGAGCAAGAAAUGAGGAGGCUCAGUGCGAGGAGUAUAAUGAAUGGUGUCGAUAGUGUUAGGAAAGUGCUCCAGAAUUUCAGAAACAUGAACGUAGAUGGACAGUAUGAUUGGAUUUUAAAUGGGUAUCAUGGCAUUCUUAUGGAGCUUUUUUGCUGCGAAAAUAUUUACCAUCAGGCGGUUGAGGUGACGGCAGGAAAUCGACUUUUUUACCAUGUGGUAGAUGAUGAUCGUGUGAAUCAACAGAAACUGUUGGGCGAAGUAAAUUUUUUUCCACUGAAUCGUAUAAUAGCGAAACCAAAAAAGACGACAAAUAAUCCUGAGGCUAGGCCUUUGCUAGACAGCCUAGAGUUUGACAGCCGAUACGAAAUUGUUUUUCGUCAUGUUUUUGGGGGUACUGCAAUUGUAAGGAAUAUGCUUGCUGGCAAUACCCUUGCUAGAACUGAAGGAUUUGAUUGUGUUACUUUUGAAGGGGACCAAAUUAAUCGACGUGGGCCGAUGACAGGAGGUUAUCUAGAUCCUAAGCGCUGCCGUUUAGAACUCUUUGCGACUAUACGGAAUUUGAUGGGGCAGAAGAGUGAUAUACAAGUAAAUUUAGAAGCAGCAGUACAAAGGAAUAAUGAAAGAACAGCCACAGUGGAAAAAUUGAGGAUGAAAGGUGAAGACUUGGAGAGAGAAGUUUUGUCUAAAAAAAAUGACCAUAAGCUAGCUACAGAGAGGAAAAGAGCACUGUCGCAACAGCUGCAGCAAAGCCAAAGAAACCGAGAACCAAAGGCUAACGCCUACUUUUUACAAAAAGGUGCAAUCUUUGCGAUUCUGUGCAUCUUUCAGAUGGAACAGACAGUACUGUUGAAGAAUCGAAUAAGAGAAAUAAAUGCAAAUAUGGAAGGUUUGCAAAAACAGCUUGGCACACCAUUACUAUCUCAGCUGUCAACUGAAGAGCAGAAUAUGCUUAAUUCGUUACAGACAGAUAUAAGAGACAAGAAAGCUCGUUACGACAAUCUGUUUAAAGAGCGAGCGCGACUAGAAUCUGUAAAGCUACGUUUGGAAAACCAAUUGAAUACGAAUUUGCUAAGGAAGAGGGAAAGCUUGCAAGCGGUUAGCGGAACCUUUGUAGUUAUGAACUCAAAUUGUGAGAAAAUACAAGACAUAUCAGUCGACGAGAAGCAGCUUGAAGAAUCUCUAACUGAAUACGAACAAAGUCAGGAGAAGUUGACAAGAGAGCUGGAAGAUUGUCAGGAACAACAAAAAGAUUUAGAAGCUCAAGUGGCUGAAUUUUCGAAACAGGCGGAUGUAAUAUGUACGAAACAGUCAGUGAUGCAAGCGAAACGUGAGGAUAGUAUGAAGAAGAUUCGAGAAUUAGGUUCGCUACCGAUGGAUGCAAAGAAUUACGAAAGUUACUCGCUAAAACAACUGGAUAAAAAAUUGAAUGAAGCUCUUGAGCAGUUGAAGAAAUACGAAAAUGUUAACAAGCGGGCUUUGGACCAGUACGUUCAAGCAAGUAGUCAAAAAGAAGAGUUAACCCGAAGGAUGGAAGAGCAUAAAGCCAAUCAAAAGGCUAUAAACGAGUUAGUCAGCGUACUUGAUCAUCGUAAAUACGAAGCAAUUCAACUGACUUUCAAGCAGGUGUCGAAGAACUUUAAGACAGUAUUUCAAAAACUUGUACCAAGUGGAAACGGUUCCCUUAUCAUGCGAACAGGAGGAGUUGUUAGUUAUCUAGAUCUCUCACUUAGUGAUGAUUCUCAGUCGCAGCCUUCUGGUGAUAGCGAAGUCCCCAUAGUUGAAACGUUUACUGGCAUUGGAAUUGAGGUUUCGUUUACGGGGAAUUCUGAAACACAACAGUUACAGCAGCUUUCUGGCGGCCAAAAAAGUUUGGUAGCUUUGGCUCUGAUUUUUGCUAUCCAAAAGUGUGAUCCGGCUCCAUUUUACCUUUUUGAUGAAAUUGAUGCAGCUUUGGAUGCUCAGCACCGGAAAGCAGUUGCAGAUAUGAUUCACGAGUUGUCUGAAAACGCCCAGUUCAUUACUACCACAUUUAGAGCAGAGUUGCUAGGUACUGCCGAAAAAUAUUUUGGUGUUCGUUUUAGGAACAAGGUUUCGCACAUCGAUACAGUCACCAAAGAGCAAGCUUAUGAUUUCGUCGAGGAUGACCAAACUCACAAUUAA